UAUGUCUUGAGUAUAUCUCUGCAGGGAACUGACUUGGGAUGCCAUCUGCUGGAAAAUAAGGGAGUUAGCGAGAAUAACAUUUAUUGACAAAAUAUUUCAAAAUAUUUGACAAUAUCAACCAGGUUGUUUUGGGAUGACAUGGUUCUAUCUGCUCUACAGUCAUCUGUGUGUAGCAGCAGAUGCUAGCUUGUUCAUUACUUUGUCUACAUUAAUUGCACAGUAAGCAAUGUUGAAGUUUUCAAGGUUAUAUUUGAGUUAAUAAAUGAGUAUUCUACAUAGCAAGUUAAUUUUCGUAAACCUUAUUCUUCAGUUAUCUGUAUCAUUCAGUCAAACCAGAAUGGAAGUUGAUGAGUCAAGUUUAUCAUCUGACCUGUUUAGUAAUAAUGAUUCUUCAGAUGAUUACAUUCCACCUACCUCCUCUGAAGAGGAUGGAGAACGUUGCAACAUUUUUAAUUUCAAGAGGAAGAAGAGAACAUCUUGUAAUAGAGCACAGAAUAUAGCUGCACAUGACAGUUUCCCAUAUUCCUGAUCCUGAUGAUGACCCAGACGAUCCCAAACCACAAAGUCCUAAUGAAGUUGGAAGAUAUUCUUGAAGAUCAGAUAGUCACUCAAAAUGACAAGGAACAAAAUGAUUUAUUAGAUGAGACCACAACCACUCCAAAAAAAAAUGUGAGAAAGAAAAUUCUGAACCCUUCUAAAUGGAAAAUCAAUGUGAGAAGAGAGGCGCAUCAGAGCGGCAAAGAGUACACCAACAAGAAAGGGGAGAAAGUAAAAGCAAAAAAAGUGAAAAAUCUCAAAAAUUGUGCAGUGUCCUGUAAGUACAAGUGCAGUUCUAAAAUAUGUGAUCAAGAAAGAUCAGACAUUCAUUUAGCAUUCUAUACUCUAAAAACUUCCACAGAGAAGAGGCAUUUCAUAUUGAACACAACUGAUAGAUCCCUAACCGCUAGGCCGAAAAGGAUACAUGUACCUGUACAAGACCCAAAAAGUAUUGCUAGUGAUGAAAGUGAUGGUUCCUCAGUUACUGAUAAACCAGAAAAAUCUUCCAGAAGAAAAUACUCUUUCAUGUUUUUCUUUAAUGUAAAGAGUGAAAAAAUUCAAGUGUGUAAGAAGUUUUACUUAGGAACCCUGGACAUUUCGCAGAAGCCUAUCUAUACAGCUCAUGCAACAAAGAACAUGAACACUAACACUCCUACAGAAGAUAAGAGAGGAAAAAGUAUGGUGAACCGUAGAAAACCUGAAGGCAAUGUUGAUUUUUGUCACAAUCAUAUUGAAUCUUUUCCAUGCAUAGAAUUGCAUUAUUGCCGCAGUCACACAAACCGCAAAUAUUUAGGCUCUCAUCUGAGCAUCUCAAAAAUGUACAGCCUUUAUGUGGAAGAUUGCAAAGAAAAAGAUAUUCCACCAGUGAAAAAAUCUAUGUAUUAUAGAGUGUUUGAAAUGGAAUUCAACUUGGGGUUCCAUAUUCCAAAGUCAGAUCGUUGUGACGUUUGUGAAGCAUACAAAGUUGCCAAGAAAGUGGGAACAUUGACAGAAGAAAAAGAGAAUGAUUUUCAACAUCAUCAACUUCUGAAGACACAUAUGAGAGAAUCUCGCAAACAAGAAAAAGACCAAAAAGAGCCAUGUUCUCCUGUAUUACUUUUUGAUCUGCAGAAUGUCAUCAUGACCCCUCACGCAGACAUCAGUAGCCUGUUUUAUUUGAGAAAACUAAACAUCUAUAACCUCACAGCUCAUUUUUCUGUAACCAAGAAGGUGUAUUGUGCACUUUGGCCAGAAUCACUUUCAGGUCGAGCAGGAAAUGACCUAGCAAGCGCCUUGAAAAAGAUUCUAGACAUUGUCAUCGAGGAAAAUGAGCUAACCAAAAUAACUCUCUGGAGUGACUCCUGUGUACCACAAAAUCAUAAUUCCAUUAUGUCUAAUGCCAUUCUUGACUUCAUUAGAACAAAUCCACAGAUUAAAAAUGUUACUGUGAAAUAUUCACUGCCAGGGCACUCCUGUGUUCAGGAGGUAGAUAAUGUUCACAGCCAGAUAGAAAAAGCCAUGAGAACAACGGAUUUUUAUUCCCCCAUUGGAUUUAUCUGCCUUCUAAAAUCAGUCUCACCCAAAAAUCCCUACAAGAUUAUCCAGAUGAAGGAAUCUGAUUUCAAGGACUUUGCAUCAACCGCCAAACUGCUCAACUACAAGACCAUUCCUUAAACAAAAACAUCAGUUUUGGAAUUUACUCCGCAGCUCAGUGUUGUUCAAUUCAUAUCAUCUCAUGACCCAUAUGAGCCAAUGAAUGCUGCUAACAUUCGCUAUCAAGAAACACCUUUACUGCGUAAAAGAAAUCAGAACUAUCUACUAAUUCCAUGACUUCAGUAUUUGAAAUAAGACCUAGGAUUCAAAGGAAAAUACCAGAAGUAUGUGACCUCAAGAAAAGGGAUAUCAAACGAGCCUUCCCCUUCAUGCCCCUACAAGAUUGGGAAUACUAUCAAGUUGUUUUGAAAAUGGAGUGAAGAAUUGUUUUAUGUAGGCUACAAGUAUCAGUUAUUAGCUAUUUUACAAUCACAAAAAAUACAGUUAGUUUCAUUUUCAUUUUUAAUACUUGAGUAAACAUUAUUUUCUAUGUGUAAUGAUCUGUAAUGUGCAAAAUAAAGUUAAUAUUGUUUCACUUACAUCUUGCAGUUACACCAUUUUUACCUUAGAGCUAUUAUAC
This is a messenger RNA of Nilaparvata lugens (brown planthopper), 2689 nucleotides long. RefSeq lists its product as uncharacterized. NCBI's taxonomy places the organism in Eukaryota, Metazoa, Arthropoda, Insecta, Hemiptera, Delphacidae. Bases 535 to 2190 code for a protein of 551 amino acids. The record is from RefSeq and is a predicted model, not a curated record. The transcript is spliced from 3 exons.